Messenger RNA from Blumeria graminis f. sp. triticale, 1644 nucleotides. The record is from the annotation of a GenBank genome assembly. NCBI's taxonomy places the organism in Eukaryota, Fungi, Ascomycota, Leotiomycetes, Helotiales, Erysiphaceae.
AUGAUUAGAUACGGGCCUGAAUUUCAGUCACUUGUCUUCAACGAGGGCAUACAAAGCACUGUUAAAGUGGUCGAUAAUAAUUGCAGUGAUGAUACUGGCACCGUGUCUGCCGACCUCAAAAGCACGAAAACUGAUCUCUACAGGAGAAGUGAUGGAUACAAGAAGAGACCAGAGAAGAGGCAGAAGGCGAGAGAUGGCAUGGAGAUUGACUCAGACGAUGACUCCGGCAAGACAUACAUUCCGAAAUGGGCGAAAGAAACACCAACCAAAUGUAUCAAUACCUCGAGAGCACUGAUGGAUCUAAGUAAACUUUAUGUCAAUCCUCAAGAUGCUUUCUCCACAAUGCUACGAGGUGCCGCGCACGACUACUACUUCAGGUAUCUCGCUGAGCAUCUUGAAGACCUGACUUUUAACGAUAUGGUCCAUAAGGUUAAGAGAAGAUUUCACACGAAAACAGAAGAGCAAAAUUACCUGACUGAAUGGCGAGUUCUUACCCUACAGAAAGUAAUUAAAGAUAACCCUGACAGAAAUACCCUCCAAUGUCUUGAUUUGGUUAUCGAAAAGCUCCAGAAAAUAUAUGAAGCUCUCAGAUGCAAUUACGCUCACAAAAGCCACAGUCUCGCUGGACAAUUAUAUGCCGCAUGCCAAGGCGAAUCAGCCUAUGCACAAGCACUAAUACGCCCCCACGACGGAUUUGAAGAUGCCUGCGCUGAGCUUCGAUCUAGUGUUAAGGUCCAUAUGGACUGCACUCCACGGAAUGCAGGGCUGUUCCAUCAGACAGAAGAACACUUCGAUAAUGAAAAAGUGGAUAAUGGACAGUACUUUGUCGACCGUAGGUACAGUGGAAAGCUAGGCUAUGUCCAAGGAGGACUGCAAGCAAGAGACGGCCGAAGUAGUUUUAAGGGUGGACUUCGAGGUGGAUCCGGCAGCAAUAACGACCGCCAGAAGAAUUGCUUCGUGUGUAAAAAGGCGGGGUGCUGGUCCACACAGCACAAACCAAGCGAUCUUCAAGGAAGAAUCAAUAGCUGGUGGACGUACAUGGCUGAAAAUGAUCUCCCCGCUGACAAUGAUACCCUGGGCAUGUUCAUCGUCGACUACAAAGGCUACGAAGUGAACCAGAAUGAUGAUGAAACUGAUCUCAUUGGCAUGUUUAAUGCGUGGUCUGAGGAAAAAACUGAGCAAUUCCUCACAAGUUACGGUACAAUGGAUGGAUGGAAUACAGCUGUCCAGCUCAACAAUCAAGCAGCUGAGCAUGCUCUGACAGCCAAUGACCCAUUUGAAUGGGCCCUAACAGAGCCAAGCUCCAUUUUUCAGUUUCACGGCUGUUACAAUUCAGAGGUCUUCCAGGGGAUUUUGUCCGACACAGGAGCGGCAGGGCUGUCAACAGCUGGAGAAAACCAAGUUAAAGCUCUCCAAAAGAUCAUCCCAGGGCUCGAGAUGGACACAAGAACAGCGGGUAACCAUUGUAUAACUUUUGGUGAUAGCCCCCAUGUGGUAACCCUCAGAACGGUCGAUGUGAAAAUCCCGUUUGGCAUAAUAACAUUUACAGUCGUUCAGGCAAAUACUCCGUUUCUGCUUUGCUUAACUGAUAUGGACAAAAAUGUGUGUUUCUCAAUAAUACUCGAGACUUACUCAUCCAUAUAA